Messenger RNA from Sphaeramia orbicularis (orbiculate cardinalfish), 6192 nucleotides. RefSeq names its product sodium channel protein type 8 subunit alpha-like. NCBI's taxonomy places the organism in Eukaryota, Metazoa, Chordata, Actinopteri, Kurtiformes, Apogonidae. The record is from RefSeq and is a predicted model, not a curated record. Gene Ontology annotation, cellular component: plasma membrane; voltage-gated sodium channel complex. Gene Ontology annotation, molecular function: voltage-gated sodium channel activity; calcium ion binding. The transcript is spliced from 31 exons. Bases 70 to 5109 code for a protein of 1679 amino acids. Gene Ontology annotation, biological process: membrane depolarization during action potential; sodium ion transmembrane transport; neuronal action potential.
AGCCAUGUAGAACUGCUGUUGUAACAAGGUUCACAUAGUUACUGACACAGAACACAACUGAAGAAUGUUAUGGCCCAACCCCACAGAUGUAAGACUCUGGAUCUGGGUCAUGAACAUAAAAACAGUGAUGAAACCAGAAACACCAGAACCAAGAACGAACAAGCAGGCAGUCAGACAGAAGCUGCAGCCAUGAAAAGGUCGUUUUUUGAGAUUUGGACAAGCAGAAAGGAGAAACAAGACUAUGUGAAGAAAAGUAACCAGCUGAAACUUUCGCCUUCUCAGCUGGCGCGGUUACUCGGUGACAGAGGAGUACGAGAUGCUCUGGAGAACAGCAGGCUGGCACGUCUGCUGCCUCCUGCUGGCACCGAUGUGUUCAGACCCUUCACCCCUGCCUCACUGGAGAAGAUUGAGCAUCAACACAACAUCCAAAAGAAUAGGCAGAAGAACAAUGAGGCUGAGGAGGAACACCUCCUUGAACCAGCCCCUGAACUGGCGGCUGAGAAGACCCUUCCCUUCUUCUAUGGAGACCCGCCCCCUGAGCUCCUCAACACCCCAUUGGAGGAUCUGGAUCCCUACUACCAAUCAAAGAAGACAUUCAUCGUGCUGCGUAAAGGAAACAUCAUCUCCAGGUUUGACGCUGGGUCGGUCUGUCUCCAGCUCAGUCCUUUAAGCCUGUUGAGGAGGAUCGCCAUCAAGACGCUCAAUCACUCUUUUUUCCACAUGUUAAUCCUGGUGGCACUUCUGUUCAACUGUGUGUUAAUGGUGUUUGAAGAUCCUCCAGUGUGGACCUACACUGCAGAACAUGUGUUCGUGGGACUCUUCAUACUUGAAGCCUUGAUUAAAAUCAUGUCCAGAGGCUUCUGUGUGGGAAGCUUCACCUACAUCAGAGACCCCUGGAACUGGCUGGAUAUGAUCAUCAUCAUCAUGGGAUUGGCGAAUCUAGUGUUUCAUUUUGAUCUGCGUAUGUUUCCUACUGUGAGCGCUCCUCGAAUACUGAAGAUUAUCCCACUAGUCUGUGAUCUGAAGAAGACGAUUGGAACAGUCUUGCAGUUUCUGAAGAAGCUGACAGAUGUCUUCAUCCUUAUAUUGUUUUUUGUAACCAUCAUCGCAAUGACUGGCCUGCAAGCCUUCAUGGGAAGCCUGAGGAAUAAGUGUAUCAUAUCACUGCCACCGCGGAAUCUCAGUGACUACAUUGAAGAUGACGACCAAUCUUUUGACUUCAAAUCAUACAGAGAUAAUAAAGCAAACUACUACUACCUGCCAGGUCAACUGGAUCCCUUGCUUUGUGGAAAUAGAUCUACUGCUGGGAGAUGUCCUGAGGGUUACACCUGUAUGAGAGGAGGUGAAAACCCAAACUAUGGCUAUACCAACUUCGACAACUUGGGUUGGUCCUUGAUGUCUGCGGUUAGACUGCUGUCAAUGGACUUCUGGGAAAACCUCGCCAUGCUGGUGAUGCGUGCAUACGGUAAACCUACACUCCUCUUCUUCAUCAUCACCCUCUUCAUCUCCUUCGCCCUCAUCGCCCUUUUUCUAGCAACAGUUGCAAUGAUGUUCAUCAAGCAGGAUGAAGCAACCAUUGCUGAGGCCAAACAGAAGCAGGAAGACUUCAGCAAGAUACUGGGCGCGCUCAGAGAGGACAAGGACUCUCAGAGAGCAGAGGAAGAAGACAUUAAUAAAGACUCUAAAACAGACAAAAAAUGUGGACGUUCUGCAUGUUGCUCCGCCACCGCCCGCCUCCUCUGCAGGUGGAACUGCUGCAGCUGCUGGAAGAAGGUCAAACAGGGGCUGUACGUGUUUGUCAACGAUCCAUUCUUUGACCUUGCGAUCAUCAUCACCCUCAUCAUCAACUGCAUCUUCAUGGCUGUGAUUCACUACCCAAUGACAUAUGAGUUUGAAUCAACGCUGGCUAUUGGAGAACUGGUUUUCUUGGCCAUAUACACAGCUGAAAUGUUACUCAAAAUCAUAGCCAUGGAUCCGUACAAUUUCUUCCAGCAAAAGUGGAACAUCUUUGACAGCAUCGUCGUCUUAGUCUUAUGGCUGAACAUGGCACUUGACAGUCACGUGUUUUAUUUGCACGAAGUGCUCAGAAUGCUGCGAUUAGCCCGGUGGUGGGGGAGCUUCAGCAAGUGGUUAAGGAUGGUGAGGUCAGGAUUCAGGACUGUGUGGACCCUGGCUCUGGGCUUAGUGGUCUUCUUCUUUUCCCUGACCGGGAUGACGUUGUUCCAGGACGACUAUUCCAAGAAAGUCUGUCGCAUCGCUAUGGAUUGUGAGCUUCCUCGUUUUCACAUGGCUGACUUCUUCCACACAUUCAUGAUUGUAAACAGGGCCCUUUAUGGAGAAUGGGUGGAGACCCUAUGGGACUGCAUGGAGGUCUCUGGUGUUUUCAGCUGUCUGGUCUUCUUCGUUUUUCUCAAGAUCAUCGGGCACCUACUAGUUCUGAGUCUAUUCCUAUAUUUGUUGAUGAGCUGGUUCAGUAGCACUCUGGAAGCUCCUGAAGAAGAAAAGAUGCAGAUCCUGAAGAAACGGUUAAAUUGGGUAGUGGGUCCAUUAAUCCAGUGGUUGGCGGGAAAGAAGAACCAAGAGAAUUCAAAUCAACCUGCGGUCCAAAGUCAGAGGGACAAGAAGAAGAAGGAGUAUGUGGCCUUGACCUUUGUGCCCUCAGAUGAACCGGCAUCAGAACUCAAGGAUCCCACAGAACUCAAGGACCCCACCUUUAAGAAUGGAACUGAAAGCAGCACCCUCCCAAUUGCAGAGGCCGAGAAACUUGUGCAGAAGGUCAACGACAGUGAAGAUGAUCCUGGAAACACUCCUGAGAACUGCUGCAGUGACAAAUGUUACAGCUGCUGCCCAUUGCUGGAUAUAGACGCAUCCCAGGGAAUUGGGAGGGUCUGGUCUAUUUUCAGGAAAACCUGCUUCAUUAUCGUCCAGCACAGAUAUUUUGAGAACAUCCUCACCUUCGUCAUCAUACUGAGCAGUUUAUUUUUGGCGUUUGAGGACAUCCAUCUGGUGUCCAGGGAGACCCUUAAGGAAGUAGUGGACAACGCAGACAAGGUGUUCACUUAUCUGUUUGUACUGGAGGUGCUUCUGAAGUGGGUCGCCCAUGGAUUCAGGAAAUACUUCACAAAUGGCUGGUCCUGUUUUGACUUCAUUAUCACAAUUUUGUUGCUUGUAUCCACGUCGGCUGAAAUGGCAGGAGUUGAACCAUCUCUGAGGUACCUGAGAGCUCUGAGGCCUCUGAGGGUCCUGUCUCACAUCCAGGGCACAAAGCUGUCGGUUGGGGUCCUGCUCAGACUCGUUCCAGCCCUCAUCGAUGCUCUGCUGGUGUCUAUGGUGGUCUGGCUUAUGUUCAGCGUCAUGGGUGUGAACUUGUUUGCAGGAAAGUUCUUUUACUGUUUUAAUGAGACAUCAGAAGAGUACUUCCUCAACGAGGAUGUGAACAACAAGACCGAGUGUGUCGCACUGAUAGAGUCAAACUUCACUGAAGUUCGCUGGAAGAACCUGAUCAUUAACUUUGACAACGUGGUGAAUGCUUAUGUGGCGCUGUUGCAAGUGGCCACAUUUAAAGGCUACUUUGACAUCCUCUACGCAGCCACAGAUUCCAGAAUGGUGGAGUCUCAGCCAAAAUAUAAGGACAAUGUGUAUGUGUAUGUGUUCUUCGUCCUCUUCCACAUCUUCGGCUGCUUCUUCAUCUUCAACUUCCUCAUCAAAGCCUUGUUCGAUGCAUACAAACAGCAGAGAGAAAAGUUUGGAGGAAUAAGGUUUUUUUUGACUGAGAAACAGAGGAAAUUUUACAAUGCUGCAAAGAAACUGAGCUCACCAGAAACUCUGAAACAUCCUCCACGGCCUGAGAAUAAGUUCCGGGGUUGGAUGUAUUACCUUGUGACCAGACCGUGUUUUGAGGUCUUCAUGGUACUUGUGAUCUGUGUAAACAUUCUGUUGCUUCUGAUCGAUUCAUACCACAUGAGCUGGGAAACAGAAGAAAUCCUGCACUGGUUCCAUUUCAUCUGUGUUCUCAUCUUCACUGCUGAGUGUAUUCUGAAGAUCAUAGCUUUCCGUUGGCAGUACUUCUCCAGCGUCUUGAACGUCAUGGACUUUGUGGUGACCAUCACGUCCAUAGUAGGCAUAUUUAUUUGGGAGCUAAUGAUUUUCCAUACCAUGAUAUAUUUUCAUCCUGGUAACUUCGUUGUAUUCCGUUUGGGUCGUAUCGGCCGUAUCCUCCAUCGCAUCCCUGGAACCAAGAGGAUCCGGAUGCUUUUAACUGCCUUCAUGAUGUCCCUUCCUUCCAUCUUCAACAUCGGCCUCGUCCUCUUCAUCAUCAUGUAUACCUUCACUAGUUUUGCUACGUUCCACUUUGGAUACGUGAAGAGGGGAGCGUAUAUUGACGACAUGUAUAACUUUGAGACAUUUGGAAGCAGUAUAAUCAAUAUGUGUAUUGCUACCACAUGGGCAGGCUGGGACGGUAUGCUCCUUCCCCUGUUGGUUACUCCUCCCGACUGUGAUCCACUCAUGCAACACCCAGGAACCACCGUCACCGGGGACUGUGGUAAUCCAGGGCUGGCUGUGGCUUUCUUUGUUACCUACUUGGUCGUGUCCUCCUUUCUGUUGUUAAACAUCUUCAUUGUUGUCAUCAUGGAAGUCUUAAACAUGUUUGCAGAGACAAACAGGGAUCCUCUGAACAACAACAACCUGAAGAUGUUUUAUAAAACCUGGAAAAAGUUUGAUCCUGAUGCUACACAUUUUAUUGAUUACAGUAAGCUGUCAGAUUUCUGCAAUGCGCUGCAAGAGCCUCUGAGGAUCCCCAAACCAAACUCCAUCAAUCUGAUCCACAUGGAUCUGCCUCUGCAUCCUGGUGACAAGAUUCACUGUCGAGACGUCCUUUUUGCACUCAGUGCACAGGUUUUGGGAGAAUCAGCAGAGCUGGACACUCUCAAAGAUAGUGUAGAGGAAAAGUUCCAAAUGUUCAUGGCCAACAACCCAUGCAAGGAAUCAUGUGAACCAAUCAGCAGCACCCUGCACAGGAAACAGGAAGAGGUGGCAGCAUCCGUCAUCCAGAGAGCAUUUAGGAAACGCCUCCUGCAGCAGCUGGACGAAGAUGAAAAGCAAAACUGAAAAUCUCUUCUUUUUGUUGAUUUGUAGCUCAACAAAUGUUAGUCUUUCCACUCAUGCACAGUAGGUGGCAUUUCUGGAUAGAAUAUCUAAAAACAACUUGGGCCUUCAUGUGUGCUUACAUUAACUUCAACUUUUUAAAGACAAAUUUGCAUUUUAUUAAUUGUAAUGGUGUGAUUAAUUUGAUUCUUUUACAGUUGUAUUUUAUCCCCAUUGUUAACAAACCUACUUUUGACAUUUAAUUACAGCUUUUCACUAGAAAGAAAAUCACAUAACAUGAAUAUAAAACACUAAACAAUGAAAGUGAACUUGGAAGCCAUUCUAUUGACUUACCUCUGAGUGAAAUGCUGAGUGACUUAGUUCAGUCACAUUGUAUAUGUUUAGGGCUUUAUUGUGAGAGGUACUAAGAGAAGCAGUGGAUCUGUAUUGUGCUGCACAUGACGUUGGCAGAAAACGCGUACCGAGCAUUUAAAAACUUUUCAGUAUUCCAGUAUUCCACUUUUUUCUAACCUGAAACACAGCAUGUGAUAUUAACCUUUACAGACAAGCUAAUUCAUUUUAUUAAUGACACUAAUAUAAUCAUUAUCACGUUAUCAUGGUUGUGACAGACUAUGUGAACACUUUUAACAUUUAAUGGAUCCACACUCAUAUAUCUUUAAUGCUAGGAUUUGUCCAGGUCAAAUGUGUGUUCUUACUUUUGGUCAGGAGUAUAAAUGCAUAUAAAUCUGUGAUCUGUGCCCAUUCCAACAUUUAAAUAUUAAAACAGCUUGAGCAUGUGUGACACCAGCAAGGAAACUCCCUGUUUACUUAUCGUGCAGUUUGCAUUUGCAGUUUGUCUGUUUACAUUCAAGACAAACAUAGUAACCUUCCCAUCUAUUGUGAAUAGAAAAAAGUCCCUCUGUUUCAUUUCAAACACAAUCACUAUUUAGUGUAUUUUGUAAAUAUCUACUCUAAUUUACACACAAAACAUUUCCUGCACCCACGAUAAAUAACUGGAAAAUAUAACAAAUAUGAACUUUCUACUUUUUUAUUGAACUGUUUUUCUUUUUAUAUAUGUUUUUUACACAAUAAAACAUUUUGCAUUUG